AUGAAAUGUAUGAUUAUGGAAGCAAUAAGAUUUAUUUUGACAAAAUUAGGUUUGGAAAGAUUUAUACCAUCGGAAAGACAAGGACAAGUUCGUAGAAUUACACAUGAAAAAGCAGUAUCAACAAUGGAUACAAAAAAUCGUUUUGCUAAAUAUUCAAAUCAACUAAAUGAUGUUAAAACUCGUUUACAACGUGAAACUUAUGGCAAUACACAUCCCGGAUCACGUGAAAAUUCCACAUACAAUAUCGUUCAACAAUAA
Molecule: messenger RNA, 258 nt
Organism: Rotaria sp. Silwood1
Lineage: Eukaryota; Metazoa; Rotifera; Eurotatoria; Philodinida; Philodinidae
Source: the annotation of a GenBank genome assembly